This is a messenger RNA of Leguminivora glycinivorella, 420 nucleotides long. RefSeq lists its product as uncharacterized. NCBI's taxonomy places the organism in Eukaryota, Metazoa, Arthropoda, Insecta, Lepidoptera, Tortricidae. Bases 1 to 420 code for a protein of 139 amino acids. The record is from RefSeq and is a predicted model, not a curated record. The transcript has a single exon.
AUGGAGGACUGGCUAGAAAGGAGGGGAGUCCUCACGUACCGGUUGUCUCAGUUGGUGACCGGGCACGGGUGCUUUGGACACUACCUGCAUCGGAUAGGGAGAGAGCCGAGCACCCAGUGCUUGGACUGCGGGGUGGAGGAUGAUAUGUCCCAGCACACCCUUGAGGAGUGUAGUCGCUGGGCCGUGGAAAGGGCUGCACUGGUCGCAGCCACAGGAUUGGUGGACCUCUCGCUGCACAGCGUCAUAGCGGCGAUGCUGAGCAGCGAGAGAAGAUGGGACGCGGUGGCCUCCUUCUGUGAAGACGUCAUGUCUCAGAAGGAGGCAGCAGAGAGAGAGCGCGAAGCUGCGGCUGACGCGCUGCCUCUCCGACGAAGACGGCAGGGUCGAAGGCGACGAGCAUUCUUGCGCCACAACCCUUAG